This is a messenger RNA of Serendipita indica DSM 11827, 1104 nucleotides long. Lineage: Eukaryota; Fungi; Basidiomycota; Agaricomycetes; Sebacinales; Serendipitaceae. The record is from the annotation of a GenBank genome assembly.
AUGUCCAUCGCAGAUGCCAACCAUUCGAGCAGCCACUGGGCAUACUAUCGCCUCCUAAUCCCAAUCAAACUCAUGCGCUUUGGUACAAAAUACGGCGAAAUACUGGGACGCGCGGUCGGCGAGUUACCUCCGCUUGCUGUGCCCAUCCACACGUUUACCGUAAAGUCAACCUCGAGCGACCGUCGUAUCAAAGUCAACGUACACAAGAAUACCGCCGCGUUGAACAGACCGGAAGUUCCGACGGCAGUUCACCUCAAUUGGCAUGGUUCUGGGUGGAUUCUUCCUGGUCUGGGUACAGACUCCGAGUUUAUCCGUCAAGUCCUCGCCCACCCAACGCUUGUAGACCAGCCUCUCACCAUUCUCGACUGCGACUAUGCGAAAUCACCCGAGUACCCGUGUCCGGCAGACGGAGAAGACGCGCGAGAUGUAUAUGACUAUGUUCUCUCCCAUCCAGAUCUCUACGACGCAUCCAAGAUUACGAUUGGCGGCUUCAGCGCUGGUGGGAGCAUCGCGCUUGGUUUAGCAGUCGAAUUGGGCACCGAAGCACGUAUGCGUGCGCUUAGCGAAGGCAGAAAGGAAAACGACUUUGUACACCCGAUCAAAGGCGUGUUCAGCGUCUACCCAGUCGCGACGUGGGAGGGACCCCGGGACGUUGUCAAAGUCCCCAAGUGGCUGAAGAAGACCUUGCCGGGAAUGGUACUCCCUCUUUGGUUCUCCAAAUAUAUCACAAACGCGCAUCUCUUCCCUCCACGUCGAAACACUGGGCUCUCAUGGGACGAAGAGAGGAAGCGAAAGGAGGAACUGGCAGCCCGGCCCACCGUAUCGACGCUCAAUGCAGAAACGGUCGAUUUUCCCAACGUGGUAGAGAUCUGGACGGCCGAGUAUGAUACGCUUAUGCGCGCUGCGGAAGAGUUGCGCGUCAAGUUGCAGACUGAGCGCCCAGAUGCAAAGAUUAGUGGACGGAAAGUAGAGAAUGUAGGGCAUGGGUGGGAUCAAAUGGUCAAAAGGGGCCAAUUGGGUUAUACGGAACGCGACGAGGCCUAUGAGUCGGGUGCCAGGAUGAUUGCACUUGCAAUUGGAGCAAACACCGAGAGGUCGCUUUAG